AUGAAUUUCCUGCUAAUUUUUCUCAUCUCAACCCUCGUCCCGUUUUGCCAAUCAACAGCAAUUCAAAUACGAUUCCAACCGUCACCCCUACCCCAGCGAAAUGUUCAAAAAUUAAUUUUGCUGCAACAAAUCUCAACAUUGUCGGAUGAAUUAUACCAAAAGACGAGUCAUUUAACAAUGCGGCUAAAUCAAUUGAGCAUUUUCUCGAAAAAUGCACAAAGUUUGAAUGUUCCGGAUGAGAAACUUGUUCAAAUUUUGCAGAGUUUGAAAGUUUUGAAGGGCGUUUUUUCGAGUUGAAUAAAGUUUUUGUGAUUUUUUUUCGAGCGGAGCGAGUGUAGACCGCAAGCUUCCGCGUAAGCGGCACUAUCUACCGCGCAGCGGCAAGUUACCCUAACUUUCCAGAUCAGCCAAGGAGCUUGGGAUAGAUUUCCAGAUUUCCAGAUCGAAAAGAAGUUAACAGAACUCCUAAUGAGUUAUGGCAUUAUUCCAAAAACAGCGGUGUCAAAGUUAACCUAACUUUCUAGAUCAGCCAAGAAGCUUGCGAUUUUGAAAUUUCCAGAUCGAAAAGAAGUUAACGUAACUGCUAUAAAUUAUGCCAAUAUUCCAAACUCCCACAAAUUUUCACACCAUGAAAAUUUUUUUACGAUUUUUCAGAUCUCAUAAAAUUCUAGACGCAUACUAUUAAAACCCUCAGAAUUCUUCAGUAAGCAGAAAAACCAUGAAAAUUUUCUUGAUUUUUCUAGCGCUCCUAAAUUUAAAUCUAGUAUUCUCAAAGAAUGGCGAGGAAGGCCGGCCUUUGGUGAAUAUCCAAAAUUUUUUUGAAAAAAAAAUCUGAAAUUUCAGAGGGUCUACAAGCAGCAGCCUGGUUGGAAUUCGGCCCUUUUGGGUAAUAUUUUUGCGGGCCUCGGAAAUGCGUUGGGCGCAAUUGGUGGGCUUGGCGGAGGCCUUGGCGGACUCGGUGGCGCUGGACUUGGUGGAGCUCUGGGUGGAGGCGGAGGGGGAGGAGGUUGUGGAUGUGGUCGAGCUAAUUGCUGUGGUGGGGGUGGCUGUCCGUUUGCUAAUGGCGGAGCUGGAGCUGGAGCAGCCGGAGCUGGAGGAGUCGGAGCUGGAGGAGCCGGAGCUGGAGGAGCAAAUGCUGGAGCUGCAGUUGGAGGCGAUGCUGCAGCUGGGGGUGAUAAUGGAGGUGUUGGACAUUAA
Caenorhabditis angaria is the source of this 1197-nucleotide messenger RNA. Lineage: Eukaryota; Metazoa; Nematoda; Chromadorea; Rhabditida; Rhabditidae. The record is from the annotation of a GenBank genome assembly.